UUGCUCGGUGACCUGCAUGGAUCUCCUGUUUACUGGCGCAGAUACAAGAAAGCAGAUCUGUAAAGAGAGCGAGACACAUGUCAAAUCCAACAGCUACCUCUAACGUGGGGAAAUAAAUCGAUCUUGCCUUUUCGAUUGUAGAUAUUUCUCUACAUUUUCUUUGUGGGUUUGUGGAUUUAACGCUGAAGACGAAUUACUUGGCCUUUCUCCUGGAUCAGGCACAAGAAGGGAGCAGCACGUUUGUAUUGAUUUAAGCAGAGAGUAGAAGAGAGAGGAAAGAAAGCCACGACGAGACUUUUUGGGGUAGAAAACUCAGAUGUUUUGGCUGUUUUUGGACUUUAAGUUCUGCUGCUUCUCUGGAUUCGAAUGCACAGGAACUGCUGUACUGGACUUUAAACGUUUAGCUAGCAAGGUUUGGACUGCAGUGCGAUUGCAAGCUCAUGUGCAGAUAUCGUUUUAGUUAAUAUAAGUUAGUUGGUUUAAUUAGCUAGCCUUAAGUGGUGUUUGCAAAAUUACGAUUGAGACAUAACGUUACUGUAACCGUUAACAAUCUAAGGUCUGGUGAAUAUCAGCAGCUGCACAUUUGACAAGCACAAAAUUUGUAAAUGAAUUAUAUCUAGAACUUAAGGCACUUUAAGGAGAAAUCAUUAGGUUACAGCUCAGACACGUUGUGGUCAAUUUAAUGCUCUGUUAGUUAAUGGUGCAGAAUGUUAGCUAAAAUAUCAGAGCUUGUGGUACUUUUUGGACUUUAUAGGAAAUAGCUAGGUAAGAGUUUAAAACGUGUAAGUAGCUAACCAUAGCUAGCCAGUGAGAAUACAGAAGCUAAGUUAGACAUUUGGACUACAGCAGUUGCUGCGUGCUGUAGUUAGCUAGCUACGUGUGAAGCCCACUUAGCUUUAGCUAACGUAAAAGUUUGGACUAUCAAAGCUGCAAAAGAAGGCAAACGUUGAUCUGCAUUUCCACAUACACAGGGUGUAAAACUAGUCUAAGUGAUGUAGAGAGCUGUAACUAGCUAACUGUAGAUGUUAACUCUGAGAUAGUCCCCUAGAGGCUAGGCUAGCUAGCGUUAGCUAGCUAACAUAACUUUGUUUUGGCCUUGGCUAAGCUAGCCAGGUUGCUGGUUAGCUAAAGCGAACUGAAGCGAUUUGUUUCUUCGGCAUCUCGCUUAAAAAGAAGAUUAAAAUAAUAACCAGUGGUCCAAAAAGUGCACAAAAAUGAAGACUGUUAAAGGCUUGAGAAGUAAAGUCAACCACGCUCGCCGUGUUUCGUGUCGACGGUUACUCUGAAUGAGAAGCUCGGCUGAGUUGAGUUGAGCUAAGCUAACAGACGCGCUUAGCGCACAGCUAGCAGCCUGCAGCGACUAAACUGAACACGUUGAACUUUCCUCUCCGCCCAUUUACAGGGGGCGACGAGAUUUUCCCAAGUUAUCUUCUAUUUUUGUUUUAAUAAACAGUUUGUUAACCAAACGAGGCACUGUAAGGUUGGAUUCCCGACCGCUUUUCGUUAGCAGGAGUGAACGUUAAAGCGGUUUGUUCAGGAUGCAGCUGCGGACUGUGGCUGGUUUGCUUCUGACUGUCUGCGCUGUGUGGAACUGCCAACAAACCAGCGGCGAAAUUUGUUCGAGUAAAGACAUCAGAAACAAUGUGACCAACCUGCGUUUACUGGAGAACUGCACAGUGAUCGAGGGCCACCUAAAGAUCCUGUUAAUGUUCACCACGAAACCAGAGGACUUCCGAGGCCUGACUUUCCCCAAGCUGACUGUGGUGACGGACUACCUCCUGCUGUUCCGCGUCUACGGGAUGGAGAGCCUCAGCAGCCUUUUCCCGAACUUGACUGUGAUCCGAGGGAACAACCUGUUCUUUAACUACGCUCUGGUUCUGUUCGAGAUGCUGCAGCUGAAGGAGCUCGGCCUACAUAGCCUGAUGAACAUCACCCGUGGCGCUGUGCGGGUGGAGAAGAACCCCGACCUCUGCUACCUCUCCACCCUCGACUGGUCCAAGAUCCUUGACUCUGUGGAGGACAACUACAUUGUGGCCAAUAAGAAUGACGGAGAGUGCGGAGACGUGUGUCCCGGCAUGGCUAAAGGCAAGACCACCUGCCCUCAGACCACCAUCAACGGGCACUUCAGCGAACGCUGCUGGACACAGAAGCACUGCCAGAGAAUGUGUCCGUCGUCCUGUAAACACAGAGCCUGCACUAAGGAUAAUCAGUGCUGCCAUGAUCAGUGUCUGGGUGGCUGCAUGGAACCAAGCUCUCCAAGAAAGUGCGUGGCCUGCAGGAACUUCCUCCACCAGGGGGAGUGUGUGGAGAGGUGCCCAGCUGGCUUCUACACAUUUAAAGGUUGGAGGUGUGUGGACUUCGCCUUCUGCCAGGCCCUGCACAACAGGUGCAAGCAGGGCAAGCAGGGAAAAGGCGGCGAGUGCUACGAGUAUGUCAUCCACCAGGGGGCGUGCAUCCCAGAGUGUCCCUCAGGCUAUACCACCAUCAACUCCACCUCGUUGAACUGUACCCCGUGUGCUGGUUUGUGUCCUAAAGUGUGUAUGGGACUGAAGACAGUGGACUCUGUGACGGCAGCACAGGGGCUCAGAGGCUGCACGGUUCUGAACGGCAGUCUGGUCAUCAAUAUCCGAGGAGGAAAUAACAUAGCAGCAGAACUGGAAGCUAACCUGGGUCAGCUAGAGGAAAUUACAGGCUAUCUCACUGUCCGUCGAUCGUACGCCCUCGUGUCUCUCUCUUUCCUCCGCAAACUCCGACUCAUCCGUGGUGAAGUGCAGGAAGUGGGGAACUACUCCUUCUACGCUCUGGAUAAUCAGAACCUGCGUCAGCUCUGGGACUGGUCCAAGCACAACCUGACAAUCCAGCAGGGUCGCAUGUUCUUCCACCACAACUCCAAACUCUGCAUGGCUGAGAUACGCAAGAUGGAGGAGGUCACCGGGACCAAGAACCGGCACGUCAAAAACGACAUCGCCACCAAGACUAACGGAGACCAGGCUUCCUGUGAGAGUCAGGUGCUGAAGUUCACAACGAUCCGCACUCUCUCCGACAAAAUCAUCAUCAAAUGGGAGCCGUUCUGGCCUCCGGACUUCAGAGACCUGCUGGGCUUCAUGGUUCUCUACAAAGAUGCGCCAUACAAAAACGUGACCGAGUUUGAUGGGCAAGACGCAUGCGGCUCCAACAGCUGGGUAAUUGCAGAUGUGGAUCCUCCACAGAGAGCCACAGACGGUAAAGAGCAGCAGGAGCCAGGAUACCUCAUACUGGCUCUAAAGCCCUGGACCCAAUAUGCAAUCAUGGUGAAAACACAGCUCUCUGCUUCAGACGAACACCAGGUCCACGGAGCCAAGAGCGAGAUCAUCUACGUCCGCACCAAUGCCACCAAGCCGUCUGUGCCGCUGGACCCAAUCUCCUCCUCCAACUCCUCAUCUCAGAUUAUCCUGAAGUGGAAGCCCCCCAACGACCCCAACGGCAACAUCACACACUACCUGGUGUUCUGCCAGCAGCAGCCUGAGGCCAGUGAGCUCUACAAGUUCGACUACUGUCAGAAAGGUAUGAAGCUGCCGUCUCGAGCCCCGACACAGGUGGACAGUGGCGAAGAGCAGAAGUGGAAUCAGACUGAGGAACACGGUCAGGGAGGACGCUGCUGCGCCUGUCCCAAAACUGAGAAGCAGCUGAAGAAGGAGGCUGAGGAGACGGAGUACCGCAAGACCUUCGAGAACUACCUGCACAACGAGGUGUUCAGAAUCAGGCCGUCCCGACAGCGCAGGUCCCUCGUGGGUGUGGCUAACCAGACCCAUUCUGACUUUCUCACCACACCCUCCAUCCCACCCAACACCUCAUCCACCCCCAGCCCGGAGGAGGAAGCCGAGGCCAAUAAGAUCACACAGCUCGUCUACGCUAAAGAGUCCACAGUCAUCUCCAACCUCAGGCACUUCACCAGCUACCAGAUCGAAAUCCACGCCUGCAACCACCCCACAGACCCUGCCCGCUGCAGCAUGGCCGCAUACGUCAGUGCACGCACCAUGCCGGAGGAUCAUGCUGACGACAUCAUGGGUCCAAUCACUUUUGAGGUUGCGGAGUAUUCUGUUCAUAUCAGGUGGAUCGAGCCAAAAGCUCCCAAUGGCAUGAUCAUCCUCUACGAGGUCAACUACAAAAGGCUGGGAGAUACAGAGGAGUUGCAUCACUGCGUGUCCAGAAAGAGCUAUAUCACGGACAAUGGCUGUAAGCUAAGAGUGGUGCAUCCUGGGAAUUACACUGUUCGGAUUCGAGCCACUUCACUGGCAGGAAACGGAUCCUGGACAGAACCCACACACUUCUACGUGCAGGACCUCCGUGUUGACCCCUCCAACAUGCUAAAGAUCGUGAUUGCCCCAGUUAUUUGCAUCUUCCUUCUGCUACUGAUGGGAUUGGCCGGUUUCAUCGUGUUCAAAAAGAAGCAAACUGAAGGACCAACAGGACGCCUGUACACAUCACCCAACCCAGAGUACCUCAGCCCAGAUGAAGUGUACGAGCCGGAUGAGUGGGAGGUUCCCCGGGAUAAGAUCAGUCUGCUGCGUGAGCUGGGGCAGGGCUCGUUCGGUAUGGUGUAUGAGGGUAUAGCGAAGGACAUUGUAAAGGGGGAGCCGCAGACCCGCGUCGCUGUCAAAACUGUGAACGAGUCAGCCAGCCUGAGAGAGCGCAUCGAGUUCCUCAACGAGGCAUCUGUCAUGAAGGCCUUCAACUGCCACCAUGUGGUGAGACUGCUGGGUGUGGUUUCCAAAGGCCAGCCCACCCUGGUGGUGAUGGAGCUAAUGACCCAUGGUGACCUGAAAAGCUACCUGCGUUGUCUCAGGCCUGAAUCCGAGAAUAACCCCGGCCGGCCGCCCCCCACACUGAAGGAGAUGAUCCAGAUGGCUGCGGAGAUCGCAGAUGGCAUGGCCUACCUGAACGCCAAGAAGUUUGUGCACAGAGACCUGGCUGCCAGAAACUGCAUGGUGGCUGAGGAUUUCACAGUUAAGAUUGGAGAUUUCGGUAUGACCAGAGACAUCUAUGAGACAGAUUACUACAGGAAAGGGGGGAAGGGGCUCCUCCCCGUCAGGUGGAUGGCCCCAGAAUCUCUGAAGGACGGAGUCUUUACUGCACACUCAGACUGCUGGUCGUUUGGUGUGGUGCUGUGGGAGAUCAGCACUUUAGCUGAGCAGCCAUAUCAGGGUCUGUCCAACGAGCAGGUGUUGAAAUUUGUGAUGGACGGAGGAUACCUGGACCGGCCGGACAACUGUGCUGACAGACUACACAAUCUGAUGCAGAUGUGCUGGCACUACAACCCCAAGAUGCGGCCCACCUUCCAGGAGAUCAUCGAGAUGCUGAAGGAGGAGCUGCACCCGUCUUUCCAGGAGAUGUCCUUCUUCUACAGCGAGGAGAACAAGCCCCCGGAGAGCGAGGACUUUGACAUGGACAUAGAGAACAUGGAGAGCAUCCCUCUGGACCCGUCGUCCUACUCCCAGCGCGAGGGCAGCGCCGACGGGGACGAGGGCUCGGCCGUGGGCCUGCGGGGCAGCUACGACCAGCAUGUUCCGUACACACAGAUGAACGGGGGCAAGAAAAACGGACGCAUUUUAUCGCUCCCUCGCUCCAGCCCCUCUUAAUGGUGCCCCCCCCCCACGGGCAUCCUCUCCUCCAGCCCGACAAGCUUAACCGUCUCAUCGGUUUAUCUCUUUUUUAUACGGUCACUUUUAUCACACUCUAGCUCCGCGCCGCCCUAAAACAGAUGGGCCAAACACUCAGGAUUUUAAUUUCCUAUUUUUUUCUGCUGCCACAUUAGUACCAUAACACAGGGUGCCACCUGUUCUUUUUUUGUUGUAUUUAACGAAUUGAAAGAAGACAAAGAAGAAGAAAAAUGCACAUCACCCUCAGCUUCUCCUAUUUUUUUUUUAACGUUGCCAAGUUUCCAGAACUGGUCUGAAUGGAACAAACUGUGAAUCUGAACCUCAGAGAACCAGAAGGCUGCUCAUAUAUCACUCUCUCUCCCUCUCUAGACUUUAAUGGACCUCCCUGGCUGUUCCUCCAAAAAGAACGAUGAGAAGAUAAAUUAAAGUGGCCUUAUUGUAUUUGUGGCUCGUCAGUACAGAGUCCAGGUCUUUGUGCUGAAGGCGGACAUACCAGAACAAACUGCUAAUGGCUACGAACCUCCACAUCUCUCUCUCUCACUGUCUGUCUGUCUGUCUAUAAAUGUAUGGGCUAUUGAAUGACAUGUUUUUGUUGUGUAAAUAAAUCACAUCACUUCUACAGAUACGUUUCUGCACAUUUUAAUACACAAUAACUGUUUAUUUACUUCAUUUAAUGAGCCCAAGUAAUAGAAAACCUAACUGCCCUCAGGUUUGUAAAUGUUAAACUGAGGUAGGGUGUCAUUCCCCAGUGCAUUCAGUCUAUAAGCUAACUAAAUAAUGUCUCAAAAUUCAACUCAUCUGCAUAUAUCUCUAUGUAGGGUCAGCUGCGCUCAUUCAAGCUGAUGUAUUAAACACUGUUUCAGCCCAGGCUGCUUACAUUAGUUUUACAAUGAGGCGCACAGCCAAUCAUAUCAGAGCAUGUUUACAUAUAAUAGUCUUAAAGGCACAGUCUGUUUAAUUUUAAGAAUAUAAGAAUAAAGCGGUGUUUUAAAAAAGAUAAAAGAAAGAAAGGAAAGAGUCUAGCUCAGGGUUUGGGAAAUAAAGUUCAAGCGAAUUAAAGGAUUUGAGUUCUUCAACAUAAGAAAUAGUUACAAGCAUUUUAUAUUGUUCUGAUAUGAACAGUGAAUCAGUGAAUUGUGCUUUAAAAUGUGCAGAAAAAAUGAUAAAAAUGACUGCGUUUGUCUGUCAUUUAAAGAACCAUGCCCAAACUGUAUACACCUCUCUCUCUUUUCUAAGUCUCUCUAUCUCUCAGUAUUUGGGAUCGUGCAGAGGACAAGCCGACCUUCGGACUUUCUUAUUUAUUUGUUUCGUCGUGUUGAACAUUUUCGGCUGAAAGAAACUGAACUUUUUUCAGGACAUUUGGACAGAAAGAGUUCCUCGGAUUGACCAGUAGUUGCUGCUUUGAUAUAUUUUAGUGGGUAUAGAUGAUUAAAAAAAAAAAAAGUAUAUAUGAAUAUAUUAUUGUUUUGUUUUUUGUUUUUUUGUACAUAGUCGAUGAUGUCCUUGUUAAAGAGUUGUUGGCGGUUGUAGAAAUGUUUUUACAUGUUUAUUUUUUUGUUUGUUUCUGAUCUUUUUUUUUUUUCUAAUUCAGAAAUCAUACUAAUCAUCAUCUGAAGCUCUGAGCAAUCGGCUCAACCCAAGUGUUCUGGAUGCCGGAGCUUCAGACGUGGACAUGUGAUAUGGAUUGAAAUUACUGCUGUUAAUAAAAGCAGCCAGGUGCAUUCGA
This is a messenger RNA of Astyanax mexicanus (Mexican tetra), 7365 nucleotides long. RefSeq names its product insulin receptor a (gene insra). The coding region runs from base 1539 to 5618 and encodes 1359 amino acids. Lineage: Eukaryota; Metazoa; Chordata; Actinopteri; Characiformes; Acestrorhamphidae. Gene Ontology annotation, molecular function: insulin receptor activity; ATP binding; insulin receptor substrate binding. The transcript is spliced from 21 exons. Gene Ontology annotation, cellular component: insulin receptor complex; axon; membrane. Gene Ontology annotation, biological process: protein autophosphorylation; positive regulation of MAPK cascade; positive regulation of phosphatidylinositol 3-kinase/protein kinase B signal transduction. The record is from RefSeq and is a predicted model, not a curated record.